Triticum dicoccoides is the source of this 1615-nucleotide messenger RNA. Its product is annotated as serine carboxypeptidase-like 50. Gene Ontology annotation, molecular function: serine-type carboxypeptidase activity. Gene Ontology annotation, biological process: proteolysis. The transcript has a single exon. Lineage: Eukaryota; Viridiplantae; Streptophyta; Magnoliopsida; Poales; Poaceae. The coding region runs from base 121 to 1500 and encodes 459 amino acids. The record is from RefSeq and is a predicted model, not a curated record.
UAACAGAGUCGUUGUCAAUAAUCGACGAGACUUGUCACCUCUCCGGAGUCAACGAGGCUGCUGCACUUGCAGUGAGCACCAGCACGCGCGCACAUCAUCCUCUUCGGAUCUGAUCCGGCGAUGGCUCCGCCGCUUCCGCUCCUCGCCGGCGUCCUUCUCGCGGCCACCGUCUCCGUCUCGCUCGCGGCGGCCUCCGCGGGAACAGUGGUGGAGUUCCCGAAGGAGGCCCUGCCGACCAGCUCCGGCUACCUGCCGCUGGACCCGUCCGGCAACGCGUCCAUGUUCUACGCCUUCUACGAGGCCAGCCAGCCGCUCACCGCGCCGGCCGACACGCCGCUGCUGCUCUGGCUGCAGGGCGGGCCCGGCUGCUCGGGCCUCGUCGGCAACUUCUUCGAGCUCGGCCCCUACCUCGUCGCCCCGGACGCCGCCUCGCUCUCCCGCAACCCCUUCGCCUGGAACCGCCGCUUCGGGCUCCUCUUCCUCGACAGCCCGCUCGGCACCGGCUUCAGCGCUGCGCCGUCCCCCGCCGCCAUCCCGCGGGACCAGGCCGCCGUCGCCGCGCACGUCCUCGCCGCGCUCCAGUCCUUCUUCGACGCCAGCCCGCCCUCCUUCCGCGCGCGCCCCUUCUUCCUCUCCGGCGAGAGCUACGCCGGGAAGUACGUCCCGGCCGCCGGGGCGCUGAUCCUCGCCGCGAACCAGGGCCUGCCGGCGGGGCGGCGGGUCAACCUCCGCGGCGCCGCCAUCGGCAACGGGCUGACGCACCCCGUGGCGCAGCUGCCCACGCACGCCGACUCGGCCUACUUCACGGGGCUCAUCAACGCGCGGCAGCGGCGGGAGCUGGAGGCGCUGCAGGCGUCGGCGGUGGCGCUGGCGCGGGCAGCGCGGUGGCGGGAGGCGUCGGACGCGCGGGGCCGCGUGCGCUCGUGGCUGCUGAACGCCACCGGGCUUGCCACGCUCUACGACUUGGGCAGGCAGCGGCCCUACGCGACGGCGGGCGUGGCGCGGUUCGUGAACCGGGCGGAGGUGAAGGCGGCGCUGGGCGCGCGCCGGGACGUGGCGUGGGAGCAGUGCAGCCGCGUGGUGAGGGAGGCGAUGCACGAGGACAUGAUGAAGAGCGUCAAGCCGGAGGUGGAGGCGCUGCUCCGGCGGCGGACGCGCGUGCUGCUGUACCAGGGCAUCCGCGACCCCUGGAUCGGCGUGGCGUCGCAGGAGGCGUGGAUGAAGGAGCUCCGGUGGGGCGGGCUGCACGCGUUCGAGGAGGCCGAGCAUGCAGUGUGGCGGACCGGCGGCGUCGGCGAGGAGACGGAGCUCGCCGGGUACGUGCAGCGGUCCGGGGCACUGACGCACGUCGUGGUGUACGGCGCUGGGCACAUGGUGCCGGCCGACAACGGGCGCGCGGCGCAGGAGAUGAUCGAGAGUUGGGUCACCGAGACAGGGGUGUUUGGCAACGGCGUUUCGCCCGGGUUGACGCCGGCCGGCGCCCAGUUCGCGGCGACUUGAGGCAGCAGGGGGACGAACCGAUCACUUGCUCUCGAACUGUCAUUCGAUAACCAGUAAUGAUUUUCGUGGUGUAUCCAGCAGAGUGAUCAAAUUAAUCGCCAUUGGGCUUCUCGCA